Spirodela intermedia is the source of this 1353-nucleotide messenger RNA. NCBI's taxonomy places the organism in Eukaryota, Viridiplantae, Streptophyta, Magnoliopsida, Alismatales, Araceae. The record is from the annotation of a GenBank genome assembly.
AUGGGGCUGGCGGCGUCGCCGGAGCUUGGCCUGGGUUUGAAGCUUCCGCUUCCGCCGCCGCCGCGCUCGCCCGCGAGGAGGACCGUCGUCCGGGUCCUUCUCGAGGCGGCGGCGGCGGCCGGAGAAGGGAGGGUGGCCAAGCUGGAGGAGCUCCUCCAUGGCCUGGAGGAGGAGCGGCGGAAGAUCCAAUGCUUCCCGAGGGAGCUUCCUCUUUGCACGGUCAUCGUCUGCGAUGGUGGGUCGUCUUCUUCCUCGGUUCCGAUCUCUGGAUUAGAUUAUAUUAGAUUUCCUCCAUCGUUCCCCCUCCGCCGUCGUCCUGGUUUUGAUUGUCUAUUUCGGGAAACGGUUUUCUCAGCGAUCGAAGAUUUGGAGGAGGAGCUGGCGAGAUGCGGCGGCGGCAACUGCGCCGCCCAUCCGAAGAUGGAGCAAUUCAUCCCCAACAGAAAAUUCGAGGAAGCGGGGAGGAGCAAGGACGAGGAGGACCGUCGGGAGAAGGCCAGCUGGAUGAGCUCCGCCCAACUGUGGAGCGACACCUCCUCCACCUCUAACAGCGGCGACAACAAGAACAGAUCCAGAGAGGUACGUUUUUUGAGAACUUCCAUCUUCCUUCUCGAGACCUCGAUCUGAUUCUGAGACGGGUUUUCGUGGCUAUCCCAUCCGCAGAGAUCCCCGGAGGAAGAAGAUGAUAGGUUAAAGUGUCUGCCAGCGGCGAGUUGCAUGAACGGGAUGGCGGCGGCGGUGCCGCGGCUCUCGGUCCUCUCUUUCUUGCCGCCGGCGGCGCUGCUGCCGCCGUCGCCGCAGCAGCCACCGAGGAAGGCCCGGCGGUGCUGGUCGCCGGAGCUCCACCGGCGCUUCGUCGACGCCCUCCACCGGCUCGGCGGCCUCAAAGGUCGGUAGAUUGUUCAAUAAUCAUAGCUUAUGGUAUCUCCCGUGAAAUCCAUCGCUGAUUCGGGUUCUUCCCCUGGCAGUGGCGACUCCGAAGCAGAUCAGAGAGCUGAUGAAGGUCGAUGGGCUCACUAACGACGAGGUGAAGAGCCAUCUGCAAGUGAGUCCCUCUCUCUCUCUCUCUCUCUCUCUCUCUCUCCUCUCGCUAGUUCACCAAGCCUUCUCUGAUUAUCUCUCUCGAGUGCAGAAGGAUCUCAUUUCUCAUUCUCUCUCUCUCUCUCUCUUCCUUUUAUGUUGCAGAAGUACCGCCUGCACGCCCGGCGGACGCCGGCGAUCUCCGUCCAGGCGAACCAGUCGGCAGUUAAGACGGGGAUGUCUGUGGUAGACGCCCACAGCUACGAGGAGAUGGAGGAGGAAGACGGCAGAUCGGAGAGCUACAUCCGGAGAGGCCCACACGCAGAAAUCUAG